Salvelinus fontinalis (brook trout) is the source of this 5383-nucleotide messenger RNA. RefSeq names its product transcription factor SOX-10-like. Gene Ontology annotation, molecular function: RNA polymerase II cis-regulatory region sequence-specific DNA binding; DNA-binding transcription factor activity, RNA polymerase II-specific. The transcript is spliced from 4 exons. The coding region runs from base 1848 to 3332 and encodes 494 amino acids. Gene Ontology annotation, cellular component: nucleus. The record is from RefSeq and is a predicted model, not a curated record. Gene Ontology annotation, biological process: neural crest cell migration; enteric nervous system development; negative regulation of transcription by RNA polymerase II. Lineage: Eukaryota; Metazoa; Chordata; Actinopteri; Salmoniformes; Salmonidae.
UUAAUGACUACAAGUAAGUUACUUACAAGUUACAUAGAAUACAGACAGUUACAGUAACAAUACAUUCAAUGCAGUAAACGUCAUGAAUGAUUUGACCUCAACAGCACAACCUUACACACAGAACACUCUGGAUCUUGACAUGUAUUUUAGACGCAUAUGUAAUAUUUUUAAGGGACGUCCAAGAGCAAUUUGGAAGAGCAAUAUCGGAAGUGAGAAAAGUUACGUAUUUCAUAGAGUAUAGGGGUGAAAGGUCACGUACAUUGACCUCAGGAUUGGGGCCAUGAGGCCCUUAUUGCUGGUCAACAAUGUAGGGAUGAUGAUUUUGGAUCUAAUUCAACUCCUCCAGCAACUCACUCUACCCUAUAUCACUUUUUGUCAUAUUUCAGUACUAUAUCAGCCACAGGCAGUACUGGAAAUGUACCCAAUUGUCAUACUUGAGUAAAAGUAAAGAAACCUUCAUAGAAAAUUACUCAAAAGUGAAAGUCACCAGUAAAAUAAUACUGAGUAAAAGUCUAAAGGUAUUUGGUUUUAAAUAUACCUAAGUAUCAAAAGUCAAAGUAAAGGUAUAAAUCCUUUCAUAUUCCUUAUAUUAAGUUAACCAGACAUCACGAUGCUCUUGUUUUUUUUAUUUCUGGAUAGCCAGGGGAACACUCGAACAGUUCAUUUACAAACGAAUAAUUUGUGUUUAGUGAGUCCUCCAGAUCAGAGGUAGUAGGGAUGACCAGGGAUGUUCUCUUGAUAAGUGUGUGAAUUGGACCAUGUUACUGUCCUGCUAAGCAUUCGAAAUGUGACGAGUACUUUUGGGUGUCAGGGAAAAUGUAUGCAGUAAAAAGUACAUUAUUUUCUUUAUAAAUGUAGUAAAAGUAAAAGUUGUAAAAAAUAGAAAUAGUAAAGUACAGAUACCCCAAAAAACAUAUUAAGUAGUACUUUAAAUAAUUUUUAGGCCCUAGACCGAAUUCUUUCAUUAUUAAUUUCCUGGGGUUAACGAUGACCUAGGUAUAAGUAACAUAUUCACUGCAUCAAAUAGGGCCUUAUCAACUGUAUAAUGACGUUAUAAUGAAUAUAACGACGUUGUGUAUUUUAAUCCCUUGGAGAUUUUUCGUGAAGUUUAGUGUACUUUGACCACAAAUGUAUUAUCAUGAUUGUUUAUUUAUUCAAUAUAACAUGUCAACACAUCAAACAAAGCAGGCCUUAUUUGGUUCCUAAAUAGAGCCAGUGUAAAGUCACUUAAGCCACUCUGAUGUAAAAUCUCACCUCCUUUCAUUGGAAAUAUUAGUGGUGACGGACGGACAGGCAAUAACAGUAACCCCGUCGUCCAGUAAGAAAGCCGGAGAAUAUUAAAUGACCAAUAGGCGUCCAGCGUGUGCGCAAGAGGGUGGCGUCGACUCAGUGUUGGAAUGCUGCCUCUCAGAAUGUUUUCCACUUUCAAUCACUUUUUUUUCUCCCGUUCCUUCUCACAACGGCGCUCUUUAAGCUCCGGUGCGCGAUACAGAGCGGCCAUUCAUUGAAGGGCAAACCAAACGAGGGGGCAGGGGACAGGGCGAGCGUCACACUGGUGGACAGGGGAACGCACGAACUCCCGUGUUGAACGGGCGACCUCCUAAACUCUGCAUUGGCGACAUCGGUGGAAGUGAAUGGGAAGUGCAAAAGACAGGAUUUGGGUACAUUCGAUUACGCAGGCUAUGGGUUUACGCGUGGCAUAUAGGAAUAAUUCCAUAUAAAGGAGCGAGUCCGGAGCACGUCUCUCAGUUGUAGCUUAAAGUUUUGCAUUCUCUGAACAAAUUUACCAAAUUUUCCUGCAAGGAUAUUUUUUGUUGUUGCCAAUCGAUAAUAGCCUAUACAUUAAAAUGUCUGGAGAGGAGCACAGUCUAUCCGAGGCAGAGUUGAGUCCCGGGGGCUCAGAUGAUGGUCACUCUCUGUCACCGGCACACUCCGGGGCUACCGGCGGCCGGGACUCCCCGCUCAUCGGUCCGUCGCAGCAACUGACGGGGCUUUCUGGCGCAGAUGGCGGCGGAGAGGACGGUGGACUAGUACCCAAGUCAGAGGUGGAUAUGGACCGGUUCCCCAUCGGCAUCCGCGAGGCGGUCAGCCAGGUGCUGGACGGAUACGACUGGACGCUCGUGCCCAUGCCCGUGCGCGUAAACAACGGGAACAAGAGCAAGCCGCACGUGAAAAGGCCGAUGAACGCCUUCAUGGUGUGGGCGCAGGCCGCGCGCCGUAAACUGGCGGACCAGUACCCUCACCUGCACAACGCGGAGCUCAGCAAGACACUCGGCAAACUGUGGAGGCUCCUGAAUGAGAGUGACAAGAGGCCUUUCAUUGAGGAGGCGGAGCGACUGCGGAAACAACAUAAGAAGGACUACCCAGAGUACAAGUACCAGCCCCGCAGACGCAAGAACGGCAAGCUGGGGACCAAUGGUGAGGGAGUGGAGGGAGCAGAGGGGGAGGGCAGCCACGCCCAGACCCAUUACAAGGCCCUCCACCUGGAUGUGCACAGUACAGGGGCUGGGUCCCCUCUGGCCGACCUCCACCACCAUCAUCACCACCACCCUGCAGGUCAGGGUCACAGCCCGCCAACACCCCCCACCACCCCAAAGACAGAGCUCCAGUCUGGAAAGAUGGCGGAGGGGAAGAGGGAGGGCGGCGGUGGCUCAGGGUCCUCCCGUGGAGGAGGCCUGGGGGUAGGAGCAGAGGGGGCCUCCGGGGGCCAUUCAUCAGCGGGCGGGAAACCCCACAUCGACUUCUGCACCAUGGACAUCGGCGAGAUCAGCCACGACGUGAUGGCCAACAUCGAGCCCUUCGACGUCAACGAGUUUGACCAGUACCUGCCGCCCAACGGGCACCCGGGGGUCGGCCAGGGCGGCGGCGCCACACCAAGCUCCUCCGCUACAUCCUACGCUUACGCCCUCGCCGCCGCCAGCGGUCACUCAGCCGCCUGGCUCUCCAAGCAGCAUCAGCAUCAACAGCCCUCCCCCUCAGACGCCACCAAGGCCCAGAUCAAGAGUGAGUCCGGGGCCGGGAGCCACUACGCAGAGACUUCCUCCUCUUCGUCAGGAACCCACGUCACCUACACCCCCCUCAGCCUCCCCCACUACGGAUCAGCCUUCCCCUCGCUGCCCUCCAGGGCACAGUUUGAGUAUGGGGAGCACCAGGCUCCGGGGCCGUACUACGCCCACUCCAGCCAGGCCCCGGGGCUGUACUCAGCCUUCUCCUACAUGGGGCCCAGCCAGAGGCCCCUCUACACUACCAUCACUGACCCCUCCAGCGUGGCCCAGUCUCACAGUCCUACACACUGGGAACAGCCUGUCUAUACCACCCUGUCACGGCCAUGAGAGACUGAGAUGCAUGGGAUUGGAUGUGUGUCUGUGUGUGUGUGUCUCUACACCACCUUCUCACAACCCUGAGAAAGGGAUUUAGAAAGACAAAGAUUGGAAGGGUGUAGGGUGGCUACUGAAUAUGUGUGUGUGUGUGUGUGUGUGUGUGUGUGUGUGUGUGUGUGUGUGUGGCAGGUUAACAAAGGAUGGAUAUCUUACUGAUCUUGUAUUGGGAUUCAUUGGGACUUGACAGUGUAUCUCUUUCCAUGGAGGCCUUAUAAUCUUUUACUGUACAGUAUAUUUUCUAUCACAGCCAAUGGUCAAUAGCCAAUCAGAAUAAACCUUUAACCAAUGUGUGCCAUGUUUUAGUGUGUAAGGUCAGGAUCCCAGCUGCCAGAGUGUCAUAGUGUAUAGUAAGAGGGCGUAUUGUGAUGAUGAGCCCAGAGCACAGAACUAAUACCGUAGUGGCAAGAAGGAUACACAUAGGGUUUCAAAAUGCUGCUAACUUUCCCAAAAUUCCCCAUUUUUACAGAAAUCCUAGUUGGAAGUUCCUGGAAUUAGGAGGGAAUAAGAGGGAUAUCAAGGAAUCCUCUUACUGGGAUUUCUGGAAAAGUGGGGAAUUUUGGGAAAGUUAAUGGAAUUUUUCCAACCCUAGCUACCUAUAUAACAAAGAUUGAUUAACAUUGCCGGUAAGGACUGGCUUUCAGCGGGUUUCGACAGGCUAUCAGCCUAGGACAAAUACAAUGUGAUGUUUAUCAGAACUGGGUUGUUUUAGAUUGAAAUAAUCCGAUUCUAUUAACCAAACUAAAGGAAAUGUUUGUGGGACUUCAUUUUAGUAUUUUUUUAUGACUUAAGUGAUGUAUUUCUUGGUUAUUUUUUAUAUGACUUUACAUUCUGGUUCGAUAUUACACUGACAUGUCUUCAACACUGCUUCUGAAAGAAAUGUUUUAUUUCAAAUAGGUCAGUUUACUUGGGCAAACAAAAACUUUAUGCGUUUGUCUACAGGCGUCAGGUAGCCUAGCCGUUAAGUGCAUUAGGCCAGUAACUGAAAGGUUGCCGGUUCGAAACCCUGAGCCGGCGUGGUGGAAAAAUCUUCUAUUCUGCCCUUGAGCAAGGCAAUUAACCUGCAACAACUACUCCCCGGGCGCCAUGGCCGUCGAUUAAGGCAGCCCCCACUGCACAUCUCUGAUUCAAAGGGUUUGGGUUAAAUGUGGAAGACACGGUUGAAUGCGUUCAGUAGUGCAACUGACUAGGUAUCACCUUCUGCGAUGCUGCUUGACUCAUGUGUUGCGUUGUGCAAAACCAUAGUUGACGAGGGAAAAGGACAUUAAAAAGGAUGGAAAGAGAAUUCCUGGAAACACUUUAGCAUUGAGUUCUGGAAAGCAGCACCUAACCUCAACUCAAUGUACAUGUGCCAAUAACACUUUACAUGCUCUAAUAUCCUUGAUGAGAAUAUAUGGCACACAUUUUGCUUAUCCUACUCAUAAAUAAAAAACAAUUGUUGAAGUCACUGGACUUUUUGUUUAUUGAUAUGGAUUGCAUUUGUUCGCUCUGGUUGCUUCUAAUUCCAUUUGUUGACCAAAUUAUCAAAGCAAAACAAUCUACAUGACUCAGCAAGUACAAAAUCGGCAAAAUCUUUUUGUGAGGAAUUCUCCAGCUUUAAACUAAAGAUGUACUCUUAGUGAGAAUUAGUGAGCCGUUUAGAACAAAUGCCACAUGCUAUAGUUUAUGUACAUAGGUUUUCCCCUCUGCAUCUCCCUUUUCUGUAUCCGGUUUAAUGUCCCUCUCGGCUCCCUCUGCAAUGUGAAUGAUCACCACGUCUCUUCUUCCAUAGGGGAUAUCUACGGAGUCAUUUUAUACUGACCCUCUCUGCUUUGUAGUUUUUAUAAAAAAUCAUUUAAUGUUAAGCUUUUUUUCUCUGAAUUUUGUACAUUUCUGGAUAGUUUCUAAAACUUUGUACGCUACACAUUUGAUGCAUCUGCUUUCUUCUACAAGAAACAACAAUGUACAAAUAUUAUUGAUGUUGUCAUUACGUUGUCAUUCUAUUAAAGCAAUUUAUUUAUACAAAA